Messenger RNA from Camponotus floridanus (Florida carpenter ant), 818 nucleotides. RefSeq names its product coiled-coil-helix-coiled-coil-helix domain-containing protein 7. The coding region runs from base 402 to 704 and encodes 100 amino acids. The transcript has 3 exons. NCBI's taxonomy places the organism in Eukaryota, Metazoa, Arthropoda, Insecta, Hymenoptera, Formicidae. The record is from RefSeq and is a predicted model, not a curated record.
UUGCACCUUAAGGUCUAUUUUCAAUGAGAUGAAAAUUACUAGACAUUCAUAGGUGCAGGAAUAUUUCUAUUGGCGUUUAAAAAUGGUCGGUUUUGAUUGGAAUAUAUAGUUACAUUCUUCAGAAAAUGGCUGUGAUUGGUCAAUGACAUCUAGUAAACUAUCCCGAAACGAUUGAACCCGACCACUCAAAAACACUAUAUGAUAAUACAUGAAAAUCCUAACUUAACCCUGUGUGUUUUUCUUCUGUUGCACCUGUACUUUCUGCACUUGUAAUUUUUUUUUCUUUCUCGCUCUUUCUUAAAGUGUCAAGUGUGAAAAAUUGAAAUGAAGUGUGUGUGAAAAAUUAAAUAUAUAUACAUAUGUAUAUAAUUAUUUUCUCAUUGAAUAAAUGAGUAAACAAAAUGAGUAUACAGAAAGACUCGGACAACGUUCCAGAACAAGUAAAUCCUGUGAAAAAACAUCCAUUGCAUCGUAACCAAGAAUUAUACAAUCCUUGUUACAAGGAGCAUCUUUUAUCCUUAAAAUGUCUUGAUUCAAAUCAGAAAGAACGUCAAGCAUGUGAAGUAUAUUUUAAGAAUUAUAAAAACUGCAAACAAUUUUGGGCUAAAGUACAAUCUGAACGCAAAUCAAAAGGUAUUAAGCCAUAUAUGCCACCUUUAGAAGAACGCAAAAAGAUAAAAGCAGAGUUUCUAAACUCUAGAUAGCGAUAAAUGUAUACUAUUUUAUUUUGUAAAAAUAUCUUUUAUUUCAUAUUAAGUUUUUCCAAUGUUUUGCAAUAUUACAUUGUAAUAUAGCAUGUAUAUAGUCUCUAAUAAAAU